AUGAUGAGUGCUCAAGAUAAUUAUACAGGUAUUCCACCAACCAUAAAGAAAUUGUUAGUGAAUCUUCUGCGGGUGCACGGCCAUGCAGAAUUAGUAAAUGAAAAAGAGUCAUUGCAAAAAAAAUCCGACCAGCUAUUACCUAUUCUACUGAGCAUGAUAUUCAACAAAGACAUUCCCAUUCCCUCCAGAAUUGUCAUUCUACAAGCAUACAGAUAUUUAAUGGUUUCUUUAAAGAUUCCAGAUGAAUUUGUAGAGCUAAUAAUUGAAUCUAUUCAGACUGAACAGUGCCCCAAUUGGAUUAGUGAAUUACUCACCGCGUGUAUAGGGUUUUCAGUUGAAUCUGAGCACGGCCUAAAACUAUUCCAGUGCAAAGAGUUCUUUAUGUGUAUUCAGUCAAUCUAUCUUACGGCACCGUACAAAGCAGGUAUGCUUCUUGUUUGUAUAAUCAACAAAAAACUUGCUGCAUAUUUCGACAGAAAUAUUUUUACCAUAGCUCUUCUUCACUCUAGCUAUGGGAUUAUACAAAAAAAUUUAGGCGUACUUAUCGGAUAUGCAGAAGGGUAUAAAGAACUGUCUUUGGAACUUCCAGAAAAAAGUAACUUUUUAAUAAGCAUAACAGCAAAAGACUUUAGCAAAACAGAUCUUGGUUAUAUUUUUAUCUGGCUAUGUAAAGUGGAAAAGUCUGCUUUGAUGUUUCCAUCAAUUAUAUUUCUGGCAAAGCAAUCUAGAGAAGCAAUGUACUAUUUAGACAGACUUGGUGGCUUUGUUGAAAUAAUGAGAAAAGAGCUAAACCUCCUGUCACUUAACCCAGAGAACACAAUAAUUUAUCUUAGACUAAACCAUUUCUUAGAGAACCUUCUUCCUCUGUCAGAGCGAUUCCAGCAUAUAGUUUCCGAGCUGGAAUAUAUCGAUGUAAUUAUGCAAAUGAUAGAAAAUGAAAUGAAAAAAGAAAUAUUUUCGGCUGUUUCAUUCUCAUCCUUUCAGAUUUUAAAAAUACUUUCCCGUACGCAGGAAAUUACUGUUGACUACCUCUCUACCUACAGAAUGACAAAUCUAGUUGAAAAUAUUGCUAUGACAGCGCACAACUACUUUAAGGAGGAUAGAUACCCAGAACUAUGCAUAAGCAUUAUUGAGUUCUUCUUUUAUGUUGGGAAUCUUGUGGUGUACAACCACCACUGGAAGGAAAUCGCCAUAAAUAGCAUUAUUCCAUAUGUGCACAGAUACUUGCCAAUCCAAGAGUUUCAAGACUGCGUAAUGAAAUUCAUGUGCGAUAUUCUAUUUGAAUCCACAUCGGAAAUAACACAGACAUUCAUUCAGCACAUAAAAUUACAGGAAAUUCAAGAAAGGGCGACUUCUCUAGAAAGAAAGAUUGUUUUUAUGUCUAUUCUAAAGAAUAUCCUUGCAAAUUCUAAAGGAAUUGCAGUUCUUCCCUCUCUUGUUGAGGAUAUUCUGAGUGAGAUUUUGCUUGUGGCAAAUGCAGACUCUAGUACAAUAAUUGAUGUGGGUAACGAUCAUAAUACUUCACUCUCAAUGCUCUGCAGUGAAAUAAUACUAAUACUAGCAAAUAUCGCAAUUGUAUCUCCGCUGCAUGGCAUUAAAAAAGAAAUUGUUGAGCUUUCAGUUGAUAUGUUCAGAAAGGCGCCUACAUCUGAAGUAUUCCUUUCAUUCCUUUCGUAUCUUAUAAAUAUCUCUUGUGCACCAAUUCUGUCGUCUCUUCCCUCCCUACAGAUGGAUCACCACCAAAUAAGCAAAAUGGAAAUAAUCAAAAAGCCUUUAAAUAAGUGCAUCGGAUUUUCUUCUAUAUGUGCAGACACAUUAAAUGAUAUUAUAUUCAUAUUGAAGGAAAGAAUCGGAAAGGAUCAAGAGGUUGACUUUAAGAUAAAGAAGUUUCUAUCUAAGAUAAAGCUCUUAUAGUCUCCAGAAAUAAAGAAUCCAUUGUAUA
This is a messenger RNA of Nematocida parisii ERTm1, 1942 nucleotides long. RefSeq lists its product as uncharacterized. The transcript has a single exon. Bases 1 to 1914 code for a protein of 637 amino acids. The record is from RefSeq and is a predicted model, not a curated record. NCBI's taxonomy places the organism in Eukaryota, Fungi, Microsporidia.